AUGCUUGAAGACUGGGUUUUUUACUAUUUACCAAGAAUUUUUUGCGGAUUUACCUAUGUCGUGAAUCCAGUUUUUAUCUAUUUGAUUUUCACUGAAAAAUCAUCUCAAUUUGGCAAUUAUCGUUUUUUGCUGCUCUUCUUUGCGGUGUUCAAUAUGAUUUAUUCUGUGAUGAAUUUUUUAAUUCAGAUCGAUAUUCACUCAUACCGUUACUGUUUCUUUUUGUUUCUAAAAAACAACUGGUUUCCCCAAUCACCUCAAUUAAACUUCCAUCUACUGCUUGCUCGUUGCUCGAUGCUUGCUGCCAGCUAUGGAGUUCUCCUGAUUCACUUUAUAUAUCGCUAUCUCAUAAUGAGCAACUCAACUCUGACAAAUGAAAAGUUCCAUUGGUAUUUAACAGGAUCGGCUGUUAUAAUAAUGUUAUAUUUUUGGUUUUGGUACUUUUUAUGUUGGUUUUCUGGCGAAGCGAAUUUAGAAACUCGCCAGUAUAUUCGAGAUUAUUUUCAAAGCACGUUUGGCUCUGAUUCAAUGGAUUCUAGUAUGUUGACCGCAUUAUAUAAUGAAGCUUCACUGGAAACAAAAAUUCGAUCUUGGAAUCUCAUUUCAUCAGCCUCAGCUCUUUCAAUUUUGUCAAUAAUUACAUUUUUCAUUUUGGCACGAUUGAUAAUGCAAAAGCUUGAAAACUUAUCAGUAACAUCUAGUGUGAAGACUUCAAAAUUUCAAUUUGAGCUUCUAAGAGCCCUUAUUGUUCAAACGGUGGUACCAAUUUUCAUAAGCUUCUCUCCGUGUUUUUUAUGUUGGUACAGUCCCAUUUUUGGAAUCCAAUUAAACAGAGGAUUUAACUACUUUGAAGUCAGUGCUCUGGCGGUCUUCUCUUUUGUCGAUCCAGUAGCUAUAAUCCUAUGUGUUCCUAUUUUUCGAGCUCGAGUUUUUUGCAAUCGUAAAAACAUGCCAACGUCCAAGCAACCUACGAAUCAUGGAGAUUAUCAAAUCUAA
This is a messenger RNA of Caenorhabditis elegans, 993 nucleotides long. RefSeq names its product Serpentine Receptor, class J (gene srj-49). The transcript has 5 exons. The coding region runs from base 1 to 993 and encodes 330 amino acids. NCBI's taxonomy places the organism in Eukaryota, Metazoa, Nematoda, Chromadorea, Rhabditida, Rhabditidae. The record is from RefSeq and is marked reviewed.